Pelobates fuscus (common spadefoot toad) is the source of this 1233-nucleotide messenger RNA. RefSeq names its product chromosome 12 C11orf68 homolog (gene C12H11orf68). The transcript is spliced from 2 exons. Lineage: Eukaryota; Metazoa; Chordata; Amphibia; Anura; Pelobatidae. The record is from RefSeq and is a predicted model, not a curated record. Bases 220 to 948 code for a protein of 242 amino acids.
GCUUCCUUUACUGCAGCUUGGAGCCGCUUCCCUGACUAGCAUUCAUUUAUACCUGCACUCCAAGUGGUGCCCUCUCACAUUCUCUUCAUUUUAUUCUCCUGUAGACUCAUUCCUUCCAUCAAUAUAUUUCACGGCACUUUUCUCCUCUACCUUCUAAUCUGUUGAACUGUUACAUAUGUAAAUAGAGUGAGCAGAGUCAUCUAGCAGGGAAGUGAAGAAAUGACAGACUGUGAAGAAGACGAGAGGACUAGAUGGUCUAUGGCAGAUGACCUUGCUGCUGCAGCAAUGGCUGCUGACAUGGACCCUUGGAUUAUCUUUGAUGCUCGUAAGACACCUCGAGCAGAGUUUGAGGAAUGGUUGGAAACUUACCGACCCUCCAAGGUCCCCCGUUUUGGAAACCCUCAUGAAGGGUGUGGACCAGUGGGGUGGAUUAACGUGUGUGGCCCUGGCUACGGCCCCGAUGUAAAAUGUGGCAAGGACCUUCAAGAUGCUUGGGACAAGCUUCAAAAUACAGGAUGGAAUAUAAACUAUGAGUGUGUUCGAGAACUGGCUCUUAAUUUUGGUGUUACAUCCGGGAAAUGGCUUAUGCAUUUAGAAACGGGAUUCAAAGUAGAUCAUGCCUGGCGUGGUAUAGCUACAGCAGUAGUUGAUGGACACCUUAGUGUUGCCAAAGUUAGCCCCUUUCAGCCAGAUACUAAACAUGUCAUUUGUGUGUAUACUCAGGAUUUCACUGAUGAAGAGAGCAUCAUGCAGACAGAUGCAGUCAUUCGCAGCUCUGGUAUCAAAUGUCUCUUAGCAUACAAGCCAGAUAUCUACACCUAUUUAGGUAUUUAUAGAAAAAACCAAUGGAACAUAUGCCCCACCAUCUAUGAAAGUCGAUAUGACCUGGAGUGUAUCCCUCGCCGAUCAAGAGUCACCAAUAAAAUUACUAACUUAGAAGUAACCUAAAAUAAUAUUUCUUUAAAUUAUUACAUUACUUGCCAAUUUGUUUUUUGAUGUUUUGGAUUAUUUUAUUUACGCAUGGAAGGUUUGCACUCUAGUGCAAUCUCUACUGUAUACUUUGCAUUGCUUUCUAUGCAUGUAUUUAUAACUAAUUGUAUGUGCAUAUGGUAUCCCAAUCCCCCCCACUACCCCAUUCAUGUGUACGUGAGUGUAUUUGUAAAUAGAAUUGUAUUUCUGUAAUAUAUACAAAAAGAAACCGGUAAAAAAUACUAUUGGACUUUUUAAAGAAAA